CACACAAGCCACGCCAGCACGCAGCCUCAGUGUGCCACAAAUAUCGAAGUGAAGUUGACCUCUUGCACAUGAGCGCCCUUUCGUAAGGUUUUCUAACAAUUCAUUUGAUAAAUACCAAUGAACCAUUGUAAGAUGGCAUUAAGAAAAUGAAAGAAAAUAGUUACAUUAUACUGUUGUACUUACCAUUUUGCCCCUCAUCUUUGACAAUAAACUUCGUCGGCCUCAUUUGAAAUUCGAUGACACUUUUCUCUACGGCGCCAAGCAUUGAUGCAAUACGCAGUCAGAAACACUACAGUGCUAGUUUCACUUUCGGCGAAAGAGUAUCAGCAUUUCCCGAACGCAUUUCGCCUACAUUUGGUUUAUGUACACGCAUCUCACCAAAGUAGUUAACCUGCUACUCAAACGAUGUCUUAAGCAGUAAAAGUAGUGCUAUGCUGCUAUGAUGACGCGGCUACGUAUGAUGAUGGAGGUGAGAGCUGCCGGUUUUAAUACGUUAUACACACCAUUUAAAAAGUAAACAACAAGUUUUAUGAAUUCAAAUAAUUAAUGAAAUAGUGCUAUGGAAAACUAAAUACACAAUUAUCGCAUAUUAUAUGAUGCAAAUCAAUAACUUCUCGCACAGUGAAUAAUUAAACCAAAGUAUUACAGCACAAGUGAUGUGUCAAAUUUACUAAAACAAUUAACAAUACGUGUUCAAAUAGCAAAGGAAAAUAAAAAUUAAUUGUGAAUCUAUUAAAUUAAUUAUUUUGGAGUGUAAUAAGUGUUAUACAUGAGUUUAUCCUCUGAUUUCAGUUUAAACCAAAACAUAAAAGUAGGAUGUGAAACUUUGUUAAAUGUUAAUUAUAAUGAUGAUUCAUUAUUUGUGACAGAAAUUUCGUUGGUGUUUUCAAAUAACAAAUAAGAAUGAAUUUUCAUUUGUCAAAAAAUUUGUUAGACAAAUAAGGUGUUAACUUUCCCAAAUAUAAAAUUAGUUAAUUGGUAGUCUGCAACUAAUUAUAAAAGAUCUAAUAUUUGGCAAUGUUUAUUCUUAUUGAAACUUUUAAUGAAAUUCUGUGGUGAAAAUGGUUGAAAUAUUUUAAGAUAUAACUGGUGCAAAAAUGGAUAACACAACUAUAAACCACACCAUGUUUGCAUUAAAUAAUUAAGAUGUACGGGAAUUGUACCGAAGUAGCUCAUUAAGCGACAGGACAGAGAGACGAAUUUAUCGAAUAAUAUGUUAUAUUUACAUAUUCAAUAAAAACUGGCCUGGAACAUAAUAUUUCGCAUUCCGAGUAACUGAGCUACAUAACGCAAAUAACUUUUCUUAUAUGGUCAUAAUAUGAUUUAUAUUUCAAGUGCAACAUCGGUCCGGACACCAUAUAUACUUUAACGUUGAGCUGAAAAGAUUGCUACUAGUAUAUGUAUCAGCAAAAUCUUCAGUCAGUUCAGUAUACUGCAUUAGUUCCAUUUCUGAAACCAUUCAUUCAUUUCACGCCAUUACCCUUCGUAAAACUGCAAGUAUCACAAACCUUUUAUAAUCGUAUUGAACAUAACAACAGUUCAAAAUUGCAAGUAUUCAACAAAGCAAGAACUAUAGUUAUGCAACCUAUGUGGUCUUCGGCUGCUGUUGCUGCUGCGCAUAUUCAAGCUGCUUUGGUAGCCGCUGCUGCAGUCGUUAGCAGUAGCAAUGGCAAUAGUAAGAUUAGUCCUAUUAACUACAAAUCCGCCAAUUGCAAGACUAUAAUAAAUAGUAAUAGUGUUAGAAGUAGCGGCGCAAAUAGGAGCGUCAAAGGAGAAACGCAAUCAGCAAAACAUUGCGAUAGUAUUGCAGGUGAUAACUUUUCAUUGGGUUCUUCUGUGCCAAUAUUCUUAUAUUCUACCGAUGGUGAAGUCACUCCUCCAGAAUCUCCCAUGACUCAUUUGAAUUCGAUUUAUCAUAAUAAAUUUCGUGUAUCACAAGUAGAUAUCGAUAACACUGUUAGUUCAAAUGAAAGAGGACAAUCAGAAUUAAAUGAAAUAACUACAUUUAAUGCAAUUGAAAUGAAUGAAGAAUCCAAUGAGCAAGGUAUUUCGGUAACAGAUACACCGCUCAAUUUAUCUAAACAUCAAUUUUCACCAUGUCCUUCACCACCAUCUUUUACAUCCAGUUCUCCCGGAUUACAGAAACAGCGUGAAGUAUUGGCUUUACUUACGUCUUCAUCUCCGAUAUCUUGGUCAACGCCAGCAGAAACCUCACAUGCGGAAAUUGAAUGUGAUGACAAUACGCGUGGAUUGAAAUUAAAGAACUCAAUAGAGGUAACACCUGUAGCAGCAGCAGGUUUACCUGGGAUGUACUUUCCAUAUACAACCAAAAAUCGGAUCCAAAAGCAUAUCACAGUUACAAGAACUUCAAGUACUACAUCACAUCGGUGUUCAUCGCCUUGCAAUGAUCAAAGGCGAACAAGUUUAACUAAUGGUGAGUUAAGCGAAUCUGGUGCAAAUUUAUUGGCAUGCCGUAUGUGGAGCGCAGCCGUUAAUGAACCGGAUACUAUCUCAAAUCCAGAUCCCUUAAAUCAUCAACAGCAACAUUUGUUUCAACCAACGUCGAACUUAGGAUCAAUUGUUCAAAUAGCCUACCGAAGCAGCCCUCAAAGAAGCAACCCUGAGGAUGAUAUGCCUACAGAAAAUACCCGCUUUUCAAACACAAUAACAAAGAACUGUGACUCUAUAUUGAAAUGCGUAGAAAAAUUGGAAGAAACGAAAGCAGUCGUUGAUAAAUUUCGACCUUUAGCAGUACCCCAACAGCAAGAACAAAACCAAAAUGACCACCAUCAACACCUUCAUAACCAAAAUGAUCAUGCAUUUUCACCGCAAGCACACUCUUUACGUCGAAAACACCAAGAACAACAUCUGCUUAAGCCCGAUAUUCUCAGUGUUUCUGAAUCGAUAGAAAUUAUGUACGAAAAUAACCAUAAAAACAAAAAUCAAUCCAUAGUGGCUAAUAACUCUAAGGGAAAUAUCGUACACGCUACGCCUCACAUAAAAAGGCCCAUGAACGCUUUUAUGGUAUGGGCGAAAGAUGAACGGCGAAAAAUAUUAAAAGCCUGUCCGGAUAUGCACAAUUCAAAUAUUUCAAAAAUUCUUGGUGCACGUUGGAAGGCCAUGACCAAUGCUGAUAAACAACCAUACUAUGAAGAACAGUCCCGACUAUCAAAACUACAUAUGGAACAACAUCCUGAUUAUCGUUACCGGCCGCGACCGAAACGCACAUGUAUCGUAGAUGGAAAAAAGAUGCGUAUAUCGGAAUACAAGGUCUUGAUGCGGAAUAGACGUGCUGAAAUGCGCCAAUUAUGGUGCCGUGGUAAUGCCGUUACGGGUGGAGUAACAAACACUAACACAUCGAACUGUGCGGCGGGACAAUUACUUAACGAUACGGAUGUUAUCGUUGGCUGCAAUAUAAAAAGUUCCAUUGCGGCAGCUUAUCAUCUUCAAGAUAUGGAUCAUUCAAUUAAUAACACAACGGCAGCAACAUUCGGAGUGACCCAAAUAGAUAAUUCAAGUGUGGUUAUGGAAGGAGUGGUCACUUCAAAUGAGGUGACAUCACUUUGCGGAAAUUAUUUUUACCCGCCUGAUAGCAUGUCACCGCACUCUGGUUUUUCUUCAGAAGGGAACACCCUCAGCUUCAGUUCUCGAGAAGAGGAUUGAAAUUAUUCGUACAAAAAAUAUAUAUCAAAUAUUAUCAAAUAGUACCAUUAUUAAGUUAUGUAAAGCUAAUAUUGAGUAAUAAUAAUUAUGUACUUAAGCAAUUUUAUUGAACAAUGUGCCAUUCUCUUACGUAUACAAAGAUCUUAAAUAAAAUGCAUAUAAGUAUAUACAUGCUUAUGACACACUCUUAAGCUUGUGAAUAUAUUGAGUUUUAACACAUAUUCUAGAAUUUUGUCCAAAGUUAUGUUAUAUAUAAGCUAACGCCUAUUCCAAAGCGGUGAAAUAUUGUUAGUUAAUUACAUUUUUGUACACGUUUAAACAUAAAUAUUUUCAUGGUUUGAUAUGUUUUAUGUACAAAUUAUAUAAGAAUAAAUUUAAAAGCGAGGAAGAAAGUAAAUGCUUCAAAUUUCCAACUCGCAUCCAAUGAUAUAUAUUGUGCCAUAUGCUAAAGGUAAAUAGUACAUAAAAUGAUUCAUAAAAUAUUCGACAUAUUCGUGUGUACACAUUGGGUAGGCUAUAACUAUGUUCUUUAAACAAUGAUUGAAAAUAAAGAUUAUUACGUCUUGAAUACGAA
Messenger RNA from Bactrocera neohumeralis, 4237 nucleotides. RefSeq lists its product as uncharacterized. Gene Ontology annotation, cellular component: nucleus. NCBI's taxonomy places the organism in Eukaryota, Metazoa, Arthropoda, Insecta, Diptera, Tephritidae. The record is from RefSeq and is a predicted model, not a curated record. Gene Ontology annotation, molecular function: DNA-binding transcription factor activity, RNA polymerase II-specific; RNA polymerase II cis-regulatory region sequence-specific DNA binding. Gene Ontology annotation, biological process: regulation of transcription by RNA polymerase II; cell fate commitment. The transcript is spliced from 2 exons. The coding region runs from base 1399 to 3663 and encodes 754 amino acids.